This is a messenger RNA of Gekko japonicus, 4910 nucleotides long. RefSeq names its product pleckstrin homology and RhoGEF domain containing G3 (gene PLEKHG3). The record is from RefSeq and is a predicted model, not a curated record. Gene Ontology annotation, molecular function: guanyl-nucleotide exchange factor activity. NCBI's taxonomy places the organism in Eukaryota, Metazoa, Chordata, Lepidosauria, Squamata, Gekkonidae. The coding region runs from base 1 to 4281 and encodes 1426 amino acids. The transcript has 18 exons.
AUGUAUCUUAACAAGCUGUGGUUUUUCACAGAGUUGACCUGGCUCCUGGCUUCUCCCUCUGCUGGCAGAGAUGACAGGAUUCCAGCACCUGCUUCGUCGGGCUUGAACUCCUCAGCACACCCUGUGGAGCAACUGAUUGUUCACGUAACCAAUGUUAGCCGCAUUAUGGAGGAUUGGAAUGACAUCACACAGACACCUGCUGAUGCUGCCUCCCUGAAGGCUGGACUGCUACACAAUGCCAACAACAAUGCCUCUUCGGGGACCUGGCGAGGCCUGAGGAGCCCUUCCCUGGCUUCCGCUGUCUCCCACUCCAAACUAAGCUACCUGGAGCGUGUGGUGCUGGAGAUUGUGGAAUCAGAACGUAUGUACGUGCGGGAUUUACGAAGCAUUGUAGAGAAUUACUUAGGGAAGAUCAUAGACACCCAAGAGCUGCUCCUGCGGCCAGAACAAGUCAGCGCACUCUUUGGAAACAUUGAGGAUAUCUACGAGUUAAAUAGUGAACUCCUGCAGGACCUGGACAGCUGCCACAAUGACCCUGUUGCCGUUGCAAGGUGUUUUGUGGACAGGGGGGUGGAGCUUUCUAUCCUCACCCCGUUGCAGGAUGCCCCCCAGAUUCACAUCGGAGGCGUCAGCUUGGAUCACAAACAGCUUGCUUUCGUCAGGAUGGUCUCUGUGGCAGCUCUGACCGAAUGCAUGAGGAAUAAACAACUGGCUAAAUUCUUUCGUGAGAGGCAAGAACAAAUCCGUCACUCAUUGCCUCUUGGUUCCUACCUCCUCAAGCCUGUCCAGCGCAUCCUGAAAUAUCACCUUCUUCUCCAGGAAAUAGCAAAGCAUUUUGACUUGGAACAGGAUGGCUAUGAAGUGGUAGAAGAGGCAAUUGACACCAUGACAUGUGUGGCCUGGUACAUCAAUGACAUGAAAAGGAAGCAUGAGCAUGCUGUGCGAUUACAGGAAAUUCAGUCAUUGCUAAUUAACUGGAAAGGCCCAGACUUGACGACGUAUGGGGAGUUAGUCUUGGAGGGCACCUUCCGUGUUCAUCGGGUCAAGAAUGAGAGAACUUUCUUCUUGUUUGACAAAAUCUUGCUGAUAACAAAGAAACGGGGUGAUCACUAUGUAUACAAGAACCACAUUCCAUGCUCUUCCUUGAUGUUGAUCGAGAGCACCCGAGAUUCGCUCUGCUUCACUGUCACCCAUUACAAGCACAGCAAGCAGCAGUACAACAUCCAGGCAAAAUCAGGGGAGGACAAGCGGGUUUGGACUCACCACAUCAAACGUCUAAUCCUGGAAAAUCACCAUGCCAUCAUCCCUCAGAAAGCCAAAGAAGCCAUCUUGGAAAUGGAUUCCUACUAUCCACAUCGCUACAAAUACAGUCCAGAGCGUUUGAAGAAGGCCUGGUCAUACCAACAAACAGAAGACAUUCCCCAGCAAGCCCGGCAGGGGCGUCGGCAAUCAGAACCUUUCCAUGGCAGAAACAGUGCUGAGAAGCUCCUAGAGGGACUCCACAGCUCUGCUUCACAGCGUAGCGGCCGCCGACAAUCUGAGCCAACAAAACAAAUCCUCAAGCAACUGAAUAACAAAGGACUAAAGCAUGCAGGUAGUGAUGGUGCUCUUCUAGAGUUUGGGGAGCCCCCACAGCCCUCCGACAGCUUGCCCCGACAGGAGGAUCAGCAGCGGCAGCAGACCUUUCCCCAGGAAUGUCUGGAAGAGUUGGCUGAAAGUGAUGGCAGCGAGAAGGAGAUGGGGCCCGAGGAAGAGGACGAAGCCGAGGAGGAGGAGGAAGAGGAGGAGGAGGAGGAGGAGGAAGAGAGGCUGGUAGGAACGGAACAGGCGGCAGACUUUGCAAGCUCCUUGAUGGCAGUCCUCCAUUGCUGGCACUAUCGGGCCAACGCUUUGCUUUUCUCUUGGGGCAGCACGGGCAAGGACCGCAAGACACAAGAAGGGCACAAGCAAGGCCAGCCUCCGGGAAGCAGCGAGAAGGCCUGGAUCAUGGAGGCCGCCUCCACAGUUCUGAAGGCUCGACCAGCUGUGGAGCUUGACAGAGUGGCAGAGGGUUCUCCCUGUAAGGAAGAGUGCCCAGAAGAGAAUCCUUCAGACCCUGAGUCAACGAAUCCUCCAGAGCCAGCCUUGGUAGACCAACACGGAGCCCUGCAUCAGCAUUCCGAUGGCCUGGAAGCCACUGAAAACACAGAAAAGCCACUUAGCAGUGAGGAAGAGGAAGAAGGAGAGGAGGAGGAGGAGGAAGAGGAUGGAAGUGCGCCCCCCCCAAGAAGCAUCCUUCCUCUCUCUGUGCUAGAUCAGGCUAGCAUUAUUGCUGAGCGCUUUACUAGCAGCCUCUCUCGCCGAAGCAGCCUGGCUCUAGAGGAGGGGAAGGGCUUCCUGAUCCCCAAGCAGGACAGUCGGCGCGGCAGCGUCCUGAGCCUGGAGGGCAGUGAGAAGGCCACCUGCCACAACAGCGGCAUCUCCGAGUCCCAGAGCUACAGCCUGCCACAGGAGCCCCCGGCUGAGCCCAUCAGUGCCUGCAGCGAGCCAAACUCACUGGGUCCAGUCGAAACCGAUCGCGCUCCCUGUAGGCGGAAGGAGUCCAUGCUGUCUCAGCAGGACCGGCUGCUGUUGGAUAAGAUCAAGAGCUAUUAUGACUAUGCUGAGCAUCAAGAUGCCGGCUUCAGCGUCAGGCGGAGGGAGAGCCUGUCCUAUAUCCCUAAAGGGCUGGUGAGGAACUCUGUCUUCAGGAUCAACAGCCUCCCCCAGCCAGAACCUCCACAGGAAGUGAGGAAGAGAGCAGGAACCUCCGUCGGUCGUGGAGCCUGUCGGACGGCCGCCUGGGUACUCUCAAACAGGCCUGCUGCUGCGCCCCGGGCUGCCUGCUCUGAGCCAGGCCGUGAGGACAACUCUCAGCCUAUCAGUGAAGCAGAAUUCAGGCCACCUGCCGAGAUGAUUAAGAUCUGGGAGGAGAUAGAAAAGUCAAGAAGACACCUGUGGAACGGAAAGGCUGAAGAGGGUGGCAGGUCAGGCAAUAAGGCAAAUGGACAGUGUGCCGAACCUUCCUUGAGGAACAGGCUCAAGAGCCAGGAGAAUGGCUUUGACCUCCACGAGCCACUUCUCAUCCUGGAGGACGAGGCUCUGGGAGCUAUAGCAGAAGAGUCUGCUGCGCCCUCCCCAGAGAACAAGUCUCCUGUGGAACGAGCGGUGCCUUCCAGAGUGCCCUGGAAACCAAUGCCAGAGCUGGGGAGUUACGAGCCAGAGCAGUGUCCCCCUCAGCUGCACCCCCGUAUCAUGCAGCUAGCCCACCUGACAGAAACGGAGCUGACAGAAAAGAUGCAGAACAAGGUGUACCAGCUGGCCCGCCAGUACAGCCUCCGGAUCAAGGACCACAAGCCUGCAAUACACAGGCGGCUUACUGAACUGGAGGAGGAAAUGAAGGGCAAUGCUACGACUGGCCAGCAGGAGGCAGACAAGAAGGGCAGCGGCAAGAGGAAGCCAGCCUUGUCCCUCCUCAAUUAUGAACAAGUUGUGCUGCAGGAAUCGAGUCCGCGCUUACUGCUUUCCUCUUCUUCUUCCUCUUCUCCUCCUCCUCCUCAUGAGAAGUCACCCAAGCGCUUCUCCUUCAGCCCCUGCUCCAGCAGCCCCCGGCUCCCUUCCCCUGCCAGUCCCCUGCCAUCGCAUCGGCCCGGCAGUCCUGCCAGAGCGGAGAAGUUCAGCUGGCCUGACGUGCGGGAGCUGCGGUCCAAGUAUUCCUGCCAGGCAAGGACUGAGAAGUGCUGGCCACUGCCUGUCAGCAGGAGCCGCUCAGCCCCUGAGAAAAUGGUGGACACUAAUAGGAUGCUGGAACACCAGUGCUCAGAGGGCCACUUGAAGAGGGAGACAGGCCAGCCGGGGAGGACCCGGAGCUGCAGGGGGCCGGCGAGGGAGACGUCUGACUUCCUUCCCAAGGCCCAGGCACUCCUCCCUACGCAGGAGCAACUGUGUGUGACGGCUGAAGCCCUGCUGGAGAACAGCCACCCGGUGAUCGUCAUGGAGAAGCUACCGGGUAUUGCUGGUGAGCCCGAUGAGAGCUAUGUGCAGAUCCGCUCCCCUACCUCCCGGGAGAAGAUCUCUCUCAAAGCUGUGGCAGAGCGGUGCAAGGCCUACCAGGACUCCGAGGAGUACCAGAAGCAUCAGGAGAGCAUUCAGGAAGCGGAGAAGACACCUCAGCCACUAUGGAGGGAGAGAACAGACAGCAACCAGCAAAGCCUGGUGAAGAACCUGCGGGGGAAAUUCCAGACCCGCAAUCCCAACAGUUGAGCCAUAAGGGCCCCUCUCGCUCCCGUGCCACUAAAACCUACUCGGAGCUGGGAAGCUGUGGUGUCAGCCUUUGAGGAAAUAAUGAUCAUUCGCACCAGCUUCUUGGAAGGACAGACAGCAGAGUCCCUUUUGCACUGUGGUCCCCACUACAUGGACACCUGACCAUCUAGGAAGCGACAGCCCCCUUCGUCCUGUCUAUGUGUUUUGAGCAUGGUUGCACUUCUUCAUCAACACUGCAGCACCAUAAGCCUGUUUUCAUCUUGCUGCAGGCAGUAUCGUUGGGCGGUUCUGCUGCAAGUCUGAAGGCGCUUCCCCCCUAGAGCAGGCAUAUGCCAUAAGUCAGCUGUUCGUAAGUCCUGCUAAGAAAAAGAUGUAUUCUUGCCUUCAGGACCAAAGCGUGGCUAGGAAGUCUCUACUUUGUCAUGACUGAGCAGGAACAAGUGCUCCUUCUACUGCUCAGGCUCAUAGGAGAAUAAGUUAUUGUUCCAAGGUUUUGUUUUGUUUUAGAAUGUAAUUUUAUUGAGGUUGGGAGUUUUGAUUGGUUCCAGGCCUCCUACUCUGCAAAUAUAUUAUCUAAUAAGGAUUGUGUACACAUUUCAGUCUGUACGCACUGUACAAUAACCACUUUU